Rana temporaria (common frog) is the source of this 1245-nucleotide messenger RNA. RefSeq names its product alpha-1,4-N-acetylglucosaminyltransferase-like. NCBI's taxonomy places the organism in Eukaryota, Metazoa, Chordata, Amphibia, Anura, Ranidae. Gene Ontology annotation, molecular function: acetylglucosaminyltransferase activity. Bases 87 to 1112 code for a protein of 341 amino acids. The transcript is spliced from 3 exons. Gene Ontology annotation, biological process: protein O-linked glycosylation. The record is from RefSeq and is a predicted model, not a curated record.
GGUACCGAUUGACUAAUUAGAGUGACUGAACACGACAACAUACAAGACAUUCUCUUCCACGGGAUUUAUGUUUACAUACAGUGACAAUGAUAAAAACCUUAAGGAUUUUUUUAGUAAUGCUAUUUAUGACAGCUGCUGGAUUUUUCUAUAAGGUCACAUACAAGGGCAACAACAUUCCUUACUUUUACCAGUCAGAUGGUGCCACGACUGUGGGGACAACUAAACAUUCCAAAGUCACAGCAGAAGAUUUCCUGAGUGGUGGAAACAACAUCAUAUUUUUAGAGACCAGUGAAAGGCUACAACUCCCAUCUUUGGUUUUAUGUGCAAUUGAGUCAGCAGCUCAAGUCUACCCUGACAGGUCAGUUGUGGUUUUCAUGAAAGGAUUAAAUCAUACAAACGCAGAAGAUCAGGAAAAAGUUCUUAGUCAUUACCCAAGCCUUUUAUCUCUGGAUAAUAUUCACAUCUUUCCUCUUAUAAUGGAAGAUAUUUUCAACAAUACUCCUCUUUUCAACUGGUAUAAGAAGAUUAAUACCACUUUGGAAACACAUUGGUUCCAUGUCAGUUCAGACGGAUGCAGACUAGCACUGAUCUGGAAAUAUGGAGGCAUAUAUAUGGACACAGACAUCAUCUCAAUGCGGCCUAUACCCCAUAUGCACUUUCUGGCAGGCGAAUCAAAUCAGUAUUCCAGCAAUGGUGUUUUUGGAUUUUCUGCCCAGCAUAACUACACCUGGACAUGCAUGGAGAAUUUUGUUCAAAAUUAUAAUGGCAAUAGAUGGGGACAUCAAGGACCUCAUCUUUUUACUCGUGUUUUGAAAACAAUGUGUACUUUACCAGACUUUAACAAUACGGAAGAUAUCAUGUGUGGCAAGAUUUAUUUUUUAAAUCCUGACCGAUUUUAUCCUAUUAAGUAUUACUCUUGGCAAAAGUACUAUACGGUUUGGAGGAAGUUGCCAACUUUCAAUGAAUCCUAUGCUUUGCACCUUUGGAAUUAUAUGAAUCGUAACCACAAAUCUAUGCUACCAGGGAGCAACACUUUGGUGGAACAUCUCUAUCAACAGCAUUGCCCUAAUACAUAUGCAUUACUUCAGAGGAAUGAAAGUAUUUAUAUCUAGGGAUGGCAUUGAGGAGAAAGUAUAAUGCUAUUUGUAUCAACUUUGUUUUAAAUUAUAGUAUGCUUUAGCCCUGGUUCACAUUGAUGCUAAUUUGAAAUUGCGCUACUUCACUUGCCACUUCAGCCCCGGAAGA